Molecule: messenger RNA, 1331 nt
Organism: Glycine soja
Lineage: Eukaryota; Viridiplantae; Streptophyta; Magnoliopsida; Fabales; Fabaceae
Product: zinc finger protein ZAT9-like
Exons: 1
Coding region: 171-1037 (288 amino acids)
Biological process (GO): regulation of DNA-templated transcription
Source: RefSeq, a predicted model, not a curated record
GAGACAUCUAUAUUUUAAUUUUAAUAAUAAUAACAACAUGCACACAACACAACCAUAACUUUUGGGUUGUGUGUCUUAUUGGUGGAGGAAUGCUCGUUACCCACUCCUUUUUUAGUUCCCAAAUUCCCCAAAGAAACCAAACCAAAAACAAACGUAUCUGACUCUCUCUAAUGGAGCGGCACAAAUGCAAGCUCUGCUCCCGAACAUUCUCCAAUGGCAGAGCCCUCGGUGGCCACAUGAAGGCUCACUUAGCCACCCUCCCUCUUCCCCCCAAGCCACCACUUUCUCCCUCUGCUGCUUCCUUCUCUUCUAAUUCCUCUUCAGAAGAAGCCACACACGAUGAAAAGUCUCUGAUUUAUGGGUUAAGAGAGAAUCCCAAGAAAUGCUUCCGACUCGCAGAUCCCGAGUUUAACAUGGCCUCUGUGGUUCAAGACAGGGAAAGCGAGACGGAGUCAAAGAACCCAACUCGCCGACGAUCCGAGCGGACCCGAAGAACCGUGAAUUCUGAACUAAAAAAGGCCAAACUCAGUUUCAUGGAGUCGCCAGAGCCCGUGAGCUCUGUCUCCGACACUUCUCCCGAGGAAGAUGUCGCCAUGUGUCUCAUGAUGUUGUCGAGAGACCGAUGGAGUAAAAACAACAACAACAACAUCAUCAUCAUUAACAACGUUGUUAGUAAUGAUGAUGUUGUCGAAGAAGAAGAAGAGGGUGGGAGAUCAGUAGAGAUCAAGUUGAGGAGAGUUCGCGGGAAGCACAAGUGUCAGAGCUGCGGGAAGACGUUUCGAUCUUCACGCGCAUUGGGCGGUCACAGAAGCAUUUGCGAAGGUUCAGGUAACGAUAGUAAAACCUUCCAAUGCCCUUUUUGUUCCAAGGUGUUUGGGUCUGGUCAAGCACUCGGUGGCCACAAGAGAUCUCACCUCAUGCCUUCUUCGUCUUCGACCGCUAACAAUGAUUCUUUUAGAUUGAAAGAGAGCUUCAUAGAUCUCAACUUGCCAGCUCCGGCCGAAGAUGACGACCUUAGUGUUGUUUCUGAUGCUUAAUUAUUACUUCUUCUUCUCCUUCUCUUUGCAGCAACUGGGUAAAGUCUUUUUUUUUUUUUUUUUUUUUUCAUUUUUUUAUAGUAGGUAAAAAAUAUUUCAUUGUGUUCAUUGUUAGAUCAAAUGCUUUUGAUGGUACAAUCAUAGCUUAUAAUUUAUGUUUUCACCAACUGUCUGUCUGUUCUGUCGUGCCUAGGCUCUCUGAACUUACACAUGAUGAUAUUAAAUUAGUAGGUAACAUCCUUCAAUGUGUAACUGAUACAAAAUUAUUUCAAUUUAAUCAUCGUCAGUCAUCUA